AUGGCCCAGGAGGUCCCAGGCGACACCCUGGGCGAUGAGUUCAAGGGCUACGUCUUCCGAAUCGGUGGCGGCAAUGACAAGCAGGGCUUCCCCAUGAAGCAGGGCGUUCUCAGCAACAACCGUGUCAGGCACCGUCUCGGAGGGUUUCUGGCAUUUCGGCAGGGCUCUGUCUGA
Symbiodinium sp. CCMP2592 is the source of this 174-nucleotide messenger RNA. NCBI's taxonomy places the organism in Eukaryota, Dinophyceae, Suessiales, Symbiodiniaceae. The record is from the annotation of a GenBank genome assembly.